CGCCCCUGGGGUCGGAUCCUCCUCACAGAUGGCCUCCCGCCCCGUGUAACCUGCCACUGUAAACAAGGCAGCUCUUGACACUCCAGCAAGUUACUCUGCGGGUCCAGCCGUGGCGUUUGGCGGCAAUUGAGAGGGUGUGGAUGUGUGGGCCAUAGGACAAAAAUGAUGCAGUAACCAGAGACAGGCAGUGGAGCUGAACAUGACUAUGGGAACUAUAAAUAUUUUCUGCCCAUGGGAGGACAGUUGUCCGGAGCCACUUCUGGACACGUGUGGAAAAUUUGUUAUCACGCAUCCCGAGACCUUUUGUGUACUGCACCAAGAGACAGGCUUGUGGUACCUCAGACCAGGUGUUGCUCUCCCAACAGAAAUAUGUGAAAAGUUGAUAAGUUUGUGGCAAGAUAGAGAUCCCGAGUUACUGGAUGAUAAGUUCAUAAAUAUAUUCCGAGACUUGACUAAUACGAGGUUAAAACGUAUCACCCUAAGAAACUCUGGAGUAUCUGAUGAUGGACUGAAUCUCUUACUGUCUCAUAAUUUAGUAGAGCUAGAUAUUAGUAAUUGCAGUAAACUCACAGAAAGAACAUUAGAAAAUAUAAAUAGAAUUGGUGACAGUCUAACAGCUUUAGUGAUUGGAAAAACAAAAGAGAUUCUACCAGACUCUGUGUUUUCAAUCUCACAACCAGAGUCCAGUGACAGCUCAGACUCCAGUCCUGUUAGUGAGAUCAAACAAAGGGGUUACAUCUUGCGGACACCGAACUUGAAAAAGCUGGUCGUCCGAGAGCUAUACCACCCGAAAGAACCGGAAUAUUUUGCUCUCCUGCUGAAGCCACUUACGAAGCUCACUCAUCUGGACUUGUCUGGCUGCUUCUUCCUUCAUGAUGUGUCGUAUAUCCUGCCCAUGAAGUAUCUAGUCUCCAUUAACCUGCAUAGUGUCCAGAGGAUACAAGAUGCAAUCCCAGCAAUCUCGGAAAUGAAAACAAUUAAAUUUCUUGAUGUUUCUCAAGCCAACCAGAAGUAUGGGAUGUUCGAGUCACCCGACAGUGUUCUGGCCAAGCUGGUGUUGAGUCUACCGAACCUCACCAGUCUUGACAUUUCUGGCACUAAUUUAUCGGGGGAUGGUACUUUCGAUGAAUACAGGGACGCGGAAGAAAAGGAGAGCCGAGUUGGAGAUAUGGAAACAGACCUGUGUGACAUCCCAGGGCUAAAAAGUCGGAUUCAUAACCCAUUGGAGUUUCUUGGCCUGUAUAACACACUUCACGAUGCCUGCCACAGAAAUCACAUCCCUGCCAAAGUGAUCACUGGUGAUGCAAGUGAAGAGCAGAUCUUGGCAGCCACUGCUGCUUACCUUGACAGACCAGAAGUGCUUGUUAAGGCCUUAAAUGAACUUUUCCAUAUCUUCCGGUUUGAGACGUGUCAUGAUCAACAAAGGGCUCUUAAUUUAAUAUUACUCUCAAUGUUAAGACACCGCAGGGAAAAACACAUCCAAAUAUCUGGAAGUGCAUCGCUAUUCUACAUUGCAAAGGGAGAAGAUAAAAAUAGUUUGAGUGUGAGAGCGAGACAGAAGAUGAUAAUAGUCUUACUAGAUGCAAUGGAGACGCACCUUGAUGAUUCAACUAUGAUGCGUAAUGGCUGCCUCACGCUCUGCCAGUUCAGAAUACCUCAGGAUGUGCUAUUCGAGUACCGCCGUUUGGUUCAGCUAUUGCUACGUUUAAUCCGAGGCCGAGGCGACGGAGAUGAUUUUGUUCGCCGUAUUGCCAUCUACCUCUUGAAUUCCCUAGCAUGCCAGGUUGAUGGAGAGCAGAAAGAGCUGGUUGGAGAUCUUGGUGCUAUUGAGACAAUGUUGAAGCUGAUAAGUGACAGGUUGCAGCGUCACAUGCACGAUGAUAUGCUGGAGAUUGCUUGGUCAGCCAUGUGGAACGUAACCGACGAAACGCCUGUUAACUGUUUACGAUUUUUAGAUGGCCAGGGCAUGACCUAUUUCCAAAAGUGUCUUAAGGAGUUUCCUGAUAAACCAGAGUUGCUGAGGAAUAUGAUGGGUUUGUUGGGUAAUGUGGCCGAAGUGAAGAGCCUCAGAGCACGCCUUAUGACCUCAGAACUUCUUACGACCUUUGCUGACCUCUUAGAUUCAAACUCGGAUGGAAUUGAGGUGAGUUACAAUGCUGCUGGAGUAUUGUCACACAUUGCCAGUGGAGGAGCCGAGGCGUGGACUAUCGAUCGCCCAACAAGAAAUGAGGUGCUGGAAAGAAUGGUGGCAGCAAUAGAACGAUGGGAUUUAGCAUCAAAGCGAAAUAUCAAUUACAGGUCCUUUGAGCCCAUACUACGACUCCUGGAAGUGUAUCAUACACCCCAGUGUCAACAUUGGGCAGCGUGGGCACUCGCAAAUCUCACACGAGUAUACCCUGACAAAUAUUGCUCUUUAGUUGAAGAGGAAGGAGGCAUUCAGCUGCUAGAGGAAUUACUCAAGUCUCCAGCUCCUUACCAGCGCAUUAAGUCUCUUGCAGGAAUUGUUAUUACCCAGUGCCAACUAUUUAAGGAAUAUGGUUCCCUCGAACAUAUGGAUUUCGACUCAGACUUCUAAUAUUUGAUAAGUAUGAAAGAUAGCUUGCAGAAGUAAUUAUGGUCCUCCAGCAGCAAGUUUAUGUACGAUACUUAAUGUCCUUCAUUUAGUAGUUAGCAUGAAACUGGCAGUAGAUGUUCUCGGGGAAAUUUCAAAGAAAUGUAAAUAGCUGAAGUGAGUGCUGAACAGUGAGGAUAUCUUUUACACAACAUAGUAUUUUAUGGGUGUCAAACUUUGGGGUGAUGUCGGCUGACGUGCAGUUACAAUUUUUUACCAAAAUUUAGUUUUGGCCUUUCUAUAACAUAAAUAAUAAUUAAUAUACAACUAUAUAAUAUAUAUAUAUAUAUAUAUAUAUAUAUAUAUAUAUAUAUAUAUAAAUUUUUCUUCAGAUUUUUAGUCUAUGCAAAAGGGCAUAGAUAAUAUUUUUGGCACAUAACUGAGCAGAGACUGUCUGUGCUGUAAUUGGUAAAAAUUUCUGAAUCUAGACCUUGUUGCUCUUAUUAUUUUCAUCAUCAUAUCCUUCUAUAUAGCUGAUGAGAGUAGUUACUGUAACAGUAAACCCUUGCUAGUUCCUACUAACUGUGGUGGUGAGACAUUUGCAAAAUUAUUAUAUUCCAGCUGCCCUGAACCCCUGGCUUCUCAUAUAGUAGUCCCAAAGUCCAGAUUGAGCCUUCAAUAUUUUCAGAUGAUGUAUUUGUUUAAGUAUAAUACAGUAUAUAUAGUGAUAAGACAAUUCAUAUUUGACUAAUUUAUCAAUUGUAUUAAAUGCUUUCCAUACAAAUCAAAUUAUAAAUUGGGGAGAAGUACAUUAUACCAUUUGUAACAAAAAUUGACCUGAUGUUCUUCGGCCUUUCUAGAGUAAUGCACUGAGUAUGAUUUCUUGUAUUCCUUGGCUACUCCAACCAACUUGAAGGUGACCCAGCAUAUUGUAGGCUACAGCUAUUAUUAUUAUUUGACAGCCAAGUCAAGAGAGAUACUGUUGAUUCUUUAUUUUUUUUUUUGUUUUUUAAGAAAUGUCGCAGAAGUUAUUGCUUGUAAAAGCGGCACUUGACUUACAAAUGCCUUAAUACUUGAGUUUUCAAGAAAAAUUGUGUUGUUAGCAUAUGCCUAAGAUUAAUGAGAGUUUAUCGAGUCCUUCAUAUAACAACAUGCAUUAAAGUUCUCAUGCAGAAGAGUUGACUGGUAUGAAAUAUUUUAUAUAUAUGAUCCAUUGGAAAUCAUAGGGCACACAGUUGAUUGCUUCUGAUCUAGGUUGUGUUGACGACUUAUUGUUUUUUUUUAAUGAUUUAAUAUUCAUUUUGUCCACUCUUAUGUACCAUUUUUUAGCUGUUGAUAUUGACCUAAUAAAACACUUAAAGAA
This is a messenger RNA of Procambarus clarkii (red swamp crayfish), 3914 nucleotides long. RefSeq names its product protein zer-1 homolog. The record is from RefSeq and is a predicted model, not a curated record. Gene Ontology annotation, molecular function: protein binding. Lineage: Eukaryota; Metazoa; Arthropoda; Malacostraca; Decapoda; Cambaridae. Gene Ontology annotation, cellular component: Cul2-RING ubiquitin ligase complex.